AUGGAAGGCCGUGGCAGGCCAAGCUACUUCAACAUCGGUGAUGUGCCAGGUGAGCCUGGUAUGAUCCGAAGGAAUAGUAGGUCAGACGCUGCGCCGCCUUACCAGAGGCCGAGAGCAAGCAGUGUGCCUCGGGGUGCUGCCUUUAGUCCGGUGUCGAACUUGUCGGCUCUGGAACGGGGUAUGCAUCCAACCGGAAGCCCGGUGGUGGGAAGCCCAGCUGGCUCGCCGAACCCUCUUGGAGGUGUGUUGCCACCCCUACCAGGUUUGCCAGAGUUUGGUGGAGUUUCGCCAGUGAAUGCACCAUCACCGCCCACCGUGGAGACGUUUCUGUACCAGACGGUGCAGCAGCAGCAGCAAGUUGCCCAGCUUACGUCUCUAGUUCAGGCUCUUGUGAGCAGGGAAGUGCCUGCGCCACCUACUGCGAGAGGCAAGGGCCACGGUGGAGAGCUUAGCUCCAUCUCCGAUUCGUCGGGGAAAAUGGAGGUUGAUGAGGGAGGUGCUCCCAUCAGGAAUCCCAAAGCUGAAGCUUAUGUUCCUAAGCUGCCUGCGAUUGAUGGUGGAAAGAUGAGCAAAGGCCGUCGCUCGGAGAUCGAAGGAUGGGCUGAGUUCCUAGAGCAAUUCCUGCCGUGGAUUGCUCUCUUUGAUGAUAGGAUCCCGGAAGAGCUUCAUCGAUCGAUUGCUUCUGAGGUCACCAUCAAGCAGUCAUCGCUUGAAAAGGGACAGAGCGUGCGUUCAACUAGGACCUUCUUGUACCUGAAGCAAGCGUUGCAAGGGUUUGCUCGUGGGCUUGACUUGGUUAAGCAAGUAGAGAAGGAGCAGCUUGGCUCCCCAGCUGGGUACGAGUGCAUGAGGAGGUUGCAUCAGGAGUUGUCUGUUGCGAGCCGCAUCGAGGCUUCGACGCUUCGGAAUGAGGCCCUGCAGUACCGCGCGAGCACUCCUGCCAAUCGUCCACUUGACAUGUUUCGAAAUAUCCAGUUGGAGCUUGCCAAGUUUACCCGCUUGACCGCAGGGUUCCCAGAUCUUGCGUUGAGUGAGGCAGACCGUUGCAUGAUUGUUUUGAGAAACCUUGAUGUUGAAGUGAAGAAGUAUGUUCUUUUGCAUGCUAGGGUUGACUCCAUGGACCAGCUUGAGACUGCUUUGAAAUUUUAUGAUGCCAACCUUAAGAUCCUGAAUUUCCAAGAGAAGGAAGGAAAGGGAGCAGCAAAGGAUCACGCGAAUGCUUUGACCUUCGGAGACAAGGGAAAGGGCAAGAAGGGUGACAAAGGAAAGGAAGAAAAAGGAAAAGGAAAGGACAAAGGAAAGGACAACAAGAAAGGGAAUGAGAAAGGAAAGGAAGAAAAAGGGAAAGGUGGAAAGGACAAAGGCAAGGACAAGGGGAAGACUGCAGCCGCAAAGGACGGCAAGCAAGGUUCUGGAAACGACAAGGAGAAGGAGAAGGAGAAAGCAGAGCGCUUGAAGAACGUCGCGGCUGCCUCUUUGGAGCCUCAGAUUUUCGCAGCUGCGGUUGAUCUGAGUUGUCCGGUUGUUGAGCUUGAUGAGGAUGAUUGCUCGGAUUUUUCUCAGGAGGAUUGGGAGGAGUUCGUUGCAUCUUAUGAGUGUGCUUGGUCGGAGCCUGUUGUGCUUGAAGGCGGUGAGCCUGUUGCGCUUGAGGGUUCCAUGUUGCAUGUUGCGCUUGAGAAUUUUCCUUGUGACAACCCAAACAGAGCCACAGUUGAGCUUGCAGAGUCCCGCGGUGUCCCAAACAGAACCACAGUCAAGCUUGCAGAGUCCCACCAGGUCCCAGACAGAACCACAGUCGAGCUUGCAGAGUCCCCAGAGUUGAGCUUGGAAGCAGGUCGUUUUGUUGCAGAUUUUCAAAAUGUCGUUGAGCAUGACAUGUUGCAUGUGGUAGGUAGAGCUGACCAUGGCAUGGUAGCGCACGAGACAGCAGCAGCCAGCCAGCAGCAUGACACCAUGGAUUGGUGGCUCGUUGACUCCGGCGCGUCGGCCCACAUCAUCAACGAGGACACUUUGAGCCGGGUGCACGUUGUGAGCCACAGUGAGUCUGCCAGUGAGUGUGUUUCUGCAACGGGUGACAGCAUUGGAGUUCGGAGGUCUGCGGUUGUCAGGGUUCCAUUCGUUUUGGUUUCGGGCGAGACGGUGGUAACAGAACUCCAAGUGCUUGUUGCUCCUGUGAAGUUUAACCUGCUGUCCUUAGGUCGUUUGCUGGGCAAGAGCUGGGUUGUGGAUUUCCUGCCAAGUUUUAAAGUUGAGGCCGCUGGGUACGUUCUUCGCACGAGAUGGGUCUCCAAUUGCGGAUGGGUUUUCUCGAGUGCUGUUGAGCUUGACCGUUCCGUUGCAGUUGCCGCCCGAGCGAGCUUGAAGCGUAGUGACGGCUGCGAGUCCUCCUCCGACUCGGAGCAGGAGUGGCGCCUUUCGGGUCGCCGCCACCUGGCGGAGCAGCACGCGGCGACUGUUACGAGGACUCACGAGGAUUUCGAGGGAUCCACGAUCGCCUUUACGGCAACCUCGAUGGUGGGUCUUACGCCGGGCCAGAACCUGCUGUUGGUGCCAGCCGCGGAAGUGAAGAAGAAGACGGCAGAGCAGGCAAAGGCAGCUGCGAAAGCAGCGGCGGAGAAAUUCGUGAAGGAGCGCCAGGAGAGCGCCCAGUGGGCCAAGGAAGCAGAGGAAGCAAAGAAGAAGAGAGCCGCCAAAGCCGAGGCAAAGCAGAAAGCAGCCACAGAGGCCGCGGAGACAGAGAAGAAAGCAGCCACAGAGGCCACGGAGGCAGAGAAGAAGGCAGCCACAGAGGCCGUGGAGGCAGAGAAGAAGGCAGCCACAGAGGCCAAGAAGAGGGUCGCCGAAGCGAUCGAGGUCCCAGAGGUCAAGAAGCCCAAGGGCAGUGUGGCCAGAGCAAAGGCGGAGCCGUCUUCGGGGUCAAAGGACCCACCGCAGCCACUGGUGAAGAGGCAGCCCAAGCCGCCCGUGGUGAAGGCAAUGCCAGCCAAGGUCCGAAAGAUCGUCUUGAAGAGCCGGGCCCAGCGCGGGAUUCCCGGGCAGACGGAGACUGCGCUGAGAAUGCUUUCGCAGCGAGCCAGGGAAAAGAAGAAGCAGGGCUACCUCAUGAAGGCCAUCAACAACGCCAUGAAGAAGAAGGCCGAGGAGCAGAAAGGCCCUCCGGUGCGGAGGACAUUGGAAAGACAUGUCAAGGACCACUUUGCGCAAAUCAAGGGCCUGGAGAUUCCUUUCGUGGAGGUGACGAUUUCCGAAGUCAUCAAGGAACCCCCAGGACCACCAGGAUCGCCAAUGGUACCGCAACCGAGAACACCACCUGCGCGAGCCAAGGUGGAGGCCGCGCGUGCAGCAAAGGUGCCACAGAUAAAGGUGGAAGGAGGCCUGGAGAUCAAUCCCCCACCACCGGUACCGCCGCGGAGGAGGCUUCCCACGCCGCCGAGGGAUCCGAGGUCAGCCGGACGAGGGGCCUCUGCGCCCUCAGAGUGGUCACCUGUGUCCAGUCUGCCGCCAUGGUCACCAGUGUCCAGUGUGCCGGUGGAUGCAAGGGCCAGGGAAACCCCAGCCGAGACGAGAGCCGAGGAGCCCCCAGCAGAGAGGAGAGCCGAGGAGCUGCACAUCGGGGACGACGGCAAGAUCUACAACUCGCGGGGCGAGGUGGUGGAGCUCGAGAGCAUCGAGAUAGACGCCCACCAUCCAGGAAUAUCCGAUGGUCCUUCUUCCUUGGGACUCUCGCUUCUGAUGCAAGAAAAGGUUGCGUUUGCAUGUGAGCAUGAUGUUGCCGUUGAGCUUGGUGAGCAUGCAUGUGUUGGUGGUUUGGGUGAGCAUGAUUUGCAGCAUGGUGAGUUGCUUGAGCAUGUUGGCCAGGACCGACCACAGCGUGACCGGAGCGAGGCCCAUGAUAGCCAGAGUGAAGCAUGGUUGCUUAGAGGGGAUCGGGAACUGUUGUUGCAGGAGAGUUGGGGUAAGCUAGAGCGAGAACAUGUUCUUAGAUCGCAUGUGCCGUACAAUGCGUCUUGCCCGCAGUGCGUGCAAGGUCGUGGGCUUGAACCCGCCAGAAGCCAGGAUCGGCCCCAGGACUCAGGGAUGAGAGAGGUGCAGAUAGAUAAGUUUUUCUACAAGGGCCUCGCUUUCCUGGUGUUGGUUUUGGUUGGUGCUUUUGCCCUCGGUGUAGUUCCGUACCGUGAGGUGAGCGGAUCCCGAGGCCCAGCAGCCAAGGAAGCCAUGUUGAGUGACAUGUCGGCAUGGAGUCGUAGCGUUGGCUUGGUUGGUGUUGCUCCCAGUGAGUUGACGGUGAGUGUGAAGUCGGACAUUGAGGGUGUUGUGAAGAACCUUGCGCAAAGUUUUGCUGAUGGUUUGACCGCUGGUGCCAUCGAGGUUGUGGAUGCCCCUGUUGGUCGGCAUGCUGUUGUUGCAGAGCGUGCUGUGAGGACCAUCAAGGAAGGUGCAAACACACUGUGUGCGGGGUUGGAACAGGUCGGCUUGGAGCCCUGCGGGAAGGGUGUUACGUAUCUUUUGAUGCACGUUGCCCAGGUCUACAACCGGUACCAGGUGCAUCCUGGAUCAGCGCUGUCCCCAGAACAGCGGUGCUUGAAGACCACCCGUGGACCGCAUGCCGCCUAUGUUUGGGGUGCUGCUGUGCUUGCCACUCCUCCUCCCUCUUUGCGUGAUAAAAUCACCGGCCGUUACGGCCACGCCGCCUACCUUGGACCAGAGGUCGGAAGUGGAAGCCACAUUGUGCAGUUUAGGCUGCGGGAUGGCACUUUGAAGAUUGCGAGAAGCGCAAGAAUCCGGAUGUUGGUUCCUCUCACUUUUGAGGUGUCGAGCUUGAAAGGUGUUUGUCGCAUGUUGCCCGGAAGAAGGGAUGAUUCCCAGAAGAAGCUCCCCGAGAGCAGUGGUGACAAUGUGCGCGACCUCCCGUUGCCGAACACCGCAACCCGAGGACCACCACCAGAGUGGAUUGAAGAAAACGGGAGAACCCCAAGGUGCCGAGCUUGCCGGCUGCGCGGUUUUCCAGCAGAUAAGGCCUGGCACACCCAGAAGUGCCGUGAUCGAUACGCUGAGUUUGUGAGAAACUCUUUCGAUCCCAGCCGGGCAAUCCUCGAUCAGGCCCCAAUUGAAGAAGAAGUGACCGGGCGUGAUGAUUUGGGUGCUGGAUUUGGUGUUGAUCUUGGGCUUGAGGUGCCGGAUGAUCUUGAUCCGUUCCCGAAUUUUCCAUUGGAUGAGGAUUUGGCUGAGUAUGAGCCCAGUCUGCCUGGAGUUGAGAAUGAAAUAGAGCUUGGAGAAGAACUCGAGCAGAUCGAGGCCCCGAGCCCAGGCGAGCUUGAUUUCAUGCAAGUUGAUCCUGAACCUCUUGAGGCACUCCCUGAAGAAGAGCGGGAGGCCAUGGUGUCCAGUAUGAUGUACCGAGAGUCCAUCUCCUUUGCUGGUGCGUCGGUUUGUUUUGCGGGAGCCGCCACCAAGGUUGUUACUCCUCAGGACUUAAACUGGGUGAAUGUGCUUACUGUGAGUGAGCGUGAUGAUGGUGCCAGUGCACAGACCUUGCUUGAGCUCAAAGCCAUCUUUGCUGAGCAGAUCAAGAAGAAGGGUUUUGUCUUCUUAUGGGCUAGUACCCCGUGCACAGGAGGCUGCCCGUAUCAGAGGCUGCGUGCCCGUGAUCCAGCUUAUCGCCGAGGGCGGUUGGCUCAGCACUGGAGGCUUCACCGGAAGCUCUGGAGAAGCUUGGUCGAGCUUACUAGCUUUGUGCAUGCUUGGGCCAUUGAGUGGCCGCGUGCUUGUGCUUACUGGUCUUGGCGCCAGACUGAGCAUUUUCUUUCCUCACGCCCCUACGUUUUGCACGACGUUCCAGUUGAUGGUUGUGCGCUUGAUAUGCGGGGCCGCGAUCAUCUUCUGAUCGCCAAGCGAUGGCGUGUUGUUACCACACACCCAGCAGUCGCUGAGAGCAUUCGUGUCUAUCGUUGCUCUGGGAAGCAUGAGCACUCGAAGGACUUCGACCUCAAGAAUACACAGCACUACCCGGUAGAGCUUGUAAAGUCCUUCUUCGAAGCGUUGACGUUUAAGAUGUCUCUGGCUCCUUUCGCUGCCGAGCGUGCCAUGGUGUUUGGCCUGGUUGUGGAAGUGCAAGAGAAGCUUCUCGAAGCUGUGCAGGACCUUCUUUCGUUUCUGCCAAGGCAGGUCACGAUGAUUAACAGCAAAAUCGAUGCGACGAGAGCGCACUCCUUGGGCAUUGACCGGGCCCGUGGCAGGCACGUGGCGGGGCUCUUUAAUUUGCGAUCUCUCCCUGUGGAUGAUCCUUUGCUCCCUGCAAGCUCCCGGAGUGCUACUGAUGAAACCAUCCUGGUGGUGGCCUUUUAUGGCCAGGCCGGCAAUGCAUCGUGCUUGCUGGUGAUGAAUGUGCGCGUGGCCGGCCUCCGGGAACACGAGAUUGCAGUGGCGGGACUUCAGGAGCCAGAGACGGCGCGUGUCCCUCAGCAAGAGACCCAAAGUAAAGGGGUCGUCACCAUGGCCCGAGAUGGCCGUGAGAGCGGCUUUGCAGUCAGUCAAGAGAAAGAUGCACGUCUCGCAACCCUCACUCCACACCCGGUGGAUCGAAGCAAAGGCCGCGUUAACCAUGCUGCAGAUCAGGCGGCGGGCAGCUGCAUGCAAAACAGGCUCUCGGGCUCUCAAAGGGAGCACUGGCAUCAGCAGUGUGAUCAGGUUCGGGAUUGGGAGCUGACUACCACACGGCUUGCGGCAGCUGCUGCUGAGCGGCUGGACAAACAUGUGAAGAGCGUCCCUCUCGAUGAUGCUGAGCCCGCAGGGGCAAGGCCCUGA
This is a messenger RNA of Symbiodinium sp. CCMP2592, 6804 nucleotides long. Lineage: Eukaryota; Dinophyceae; Suessiales; Symbiodiniaceae. The record is from the annotation of a GenBank genome assembly.